Molecule: messenger RNA, 2054 nt
Organism: Scatophagus argus
Lineage: Eukaryota; Metazoa; Chordata; Actinopteri; Scatophagidae
Gene: rmp24
Product: chromosome 17 C18orf21 homolog
Exons: 5
Coding region: 247-948 (233 amino acids)
Source: RefSeq, a predicted model, not a curated record
GAGCGACGUCAGAAUCUCGCGACCCAACGUGGUUUUCUUGCGUGCAGCAACCCAGGGAUAGCUUCAUCUCAAUUGAAAUUCCCACCUUUAGCAUUAAUUGGCCGUCACAGGUGCAGUAGUGCGUGCCUGCGGAUGUCUUUAACCUCCGUUUUCAGCCCAUUAGCCACUUAAACGUUUGUCGGGACAAGUUUUAACCCGGAAUUGCAGUGGAGUUCCAGUUUUUCGCGAGUGGCACCAGUUCCCUCUAUGAAAAUGAAGUCUACUCCUGGUGACAAAUCAGACAACUUUCUGUUAAACGCUUCUCUCCUGUUUAAAGACACAUGUCCGGAGCUGUCACGACACUUCCUGCACUGGUCUGUGAACUCUAGUGCACCACAGAAGCGUAAAUGCUCCGUUCUGUCUGAUAACACCUCGGUGUGUCCGUAUUGUUAUCAGUGGCUGCAGCCUGACGGUUGCCGGAUGCGGCUGCGGCCCAAGCAGCGUCCGUCAGCACGGGUGCAGAGUGUCCUGCGCAGAAAAGCCAGGGGCAAACAACUCAGCCUGCUGCAGAGAAAUCUGCUGCACCGCUUCCAAAAGUCCUCUUCAAUCCUGAUGGCCACCUGCCACACUUGCAAUACGACAUCGAGACAAAAAGGAAUGAACCGGGACUUUAUAACUACCCUCUCUAAGAGCCACAGCACACCAGGGAGCACUGGGAAACACAAGACCCCACAGUCCACCAACAGAACUAAUAUGACUACCCCUAAGACUCCUGGCAAAGACAAGACUCCUGUUCAUACACAUAGGUCCUCCAACUCCUCCAACACUUCAGGGUCAGGCUCAUCUUCCUCCAAGCCCACCUCUAAACCUAAAAAUUGGGUCGUCCAGCGUCUCAGCAAAAUACUCAUGCGAGAGGACACCCAGGGCAGCAAGAAGGGGGGCUUGAAAGAUUUUCUUUCCUCACUUUGAGUGUUUCCCAAAUCCGCCUUCAUAUUUUUUGUAUACCCUUAAAAAACGUGGGGUGAAAUCCAUAUUGUAACCUGUUUACACCAAAGGCUGAGGGAGAAGUUUAAGAAAGUAACUUUGAAUUCCGAGCCAGUGUGGGAAGGGUUACAGUUUGCCCAGCAACACAGCUGUUGCUGCGCUGUAUGGAAUGGUGCUCCUGGUAUCCUGAAUGCAACAACUUGGAGCGCUGGGCUGGCUAUUUUAACUAUUAAUCAGGGUUACUGCAUCUUCUGCUGAGCCAGUCGGAGGAGAAUGCUUCUUUUGUCUAAUUUAGCAUAUGCCUCUUGUAUUCUCCUAACCUGGGGAUGCUUUAUUAAGUGGAAUGUUUGAGAAAUUCUUUCGUAUUUAUCAAAUGGCUGAAACACAAAGCAGAAAGUCCAGCCUUGCCUUGAGGUGACGUUUUUGUGGCAUGAUGAGCUGGUUUACAUGCCGAUAUCUGGUACCAUUUUGGAUUUUUCUUUCUACAAGUAUACAUUUAUAUCAUAAAAAAUAGGAUAUAAAUAUAUAUAAUGAUUUUGUAUCUAUAUUACUUAAUGAUAAAACUUUUUCUUUACUUAAAUACUUAAAUUUGUGGCCCUCUCCAGUGGGGAGAUGUGUCUAUGUGAAUCCAUUUGUUUCAGCAUUAGCUAAACAAGACAGAUUAGCAAAUGCAUAUACAGUAUAUUGUUGCCACUUUCACAUUUUUAUACGUGCAUACAAAUGAUUUUGAGACUGUGCACAGUCACCAGUAAGGAUAUUUGCGAUUAUCAUCUAAAAUGGGACUCAUCAGUUGCUGUUUACAUUGAAUAGGCACAUCUGCCUAAAACCUCUCUGUCAAUCAAUUUUUUCAACACUUUCCAUUUACAUUCUUUUAAUAUUGUCUUGGUAAUAUGUUUUUGUAAGGAUACUCUUUUACUCUUUUCAUUUUUUUUGGUUAAGAGGAAUUUAAGUAUAUCUACUGCAUUUUGUACUGCCUGAUUACCAACCUAUUUUUCAUUAGCUAUUCAUUGCAUAGUAAGUGUUUAAAUCCUGAAAUACCUCACAUUUGUAUUCCACCUACACCUGAAAUAAAAAACCUUUCCAGUCUGUGA